Molecule: messenger RNA, 7680 nt
Organism: Anguilla anguilla (European eel)
Lineage: Eukaryota; Metazoa; Chordata; Actinopteri; Anguilliformes; Anguillidae
Exons: 23
Coding region: 263-5902 (1879 amino acids)
Source: RefSeq, a predicted model, not a curated record
GUCUCUCCAUCCAGUCAAAGUGAUUGCUCAGCUGUGUGAUCCGCGUUGGAAUGGCUGUAACAUGGCGGAAACUCGAGGUCUAAGCAUCCCAAGUCUGUUCCUCCGACACGCGAGCAAGAGCCUUUCUUUCAGGGGCUGUUCGUUGGAGAACAUGGCGGGAUAGUUUCCAAGUAUUUCAUUUUCCUUUUGCAUUCCGACGCCGGGUUGUAACUAUGAAAGCUGUUUUACGUUUGUCCAGCACUGGUCUGAGAACUCACUCAAAAUGAGCAGCAACGCAACAGAAUUCCAGAAGUCUUCCCCCUCCCUGCCACUGCCUCCGGAUCAUGUGUUGAACUCGGGAGCAGUCACAUUCCCCGGUGCAUUUGACCUUCAAGGAUGUCCGCUGGUGGUGUUCCCUGUCGAGGAACACAACAAACUCUCAUCUCUGACCCAGGAGGAAGUUGUUGAAUUCAUCAGUUAUUUUUUGAGGUUGCAGAACAAACACCAGGAGAAGGAGUCCAUGGUUUCGGUGGUAGUUGAUUUGCGGCAAGCCACCCUAACUACCACAAGAUUCAUUGCAGAAACCCUCCUCCUGCUUGAGGUGCAUAAGAGGACCGUUCACACUUUGUAUGUGGUCCAGCCUAAAAAGAGAGAUGUCCUGAAGUUGUUACUUAAAUUACUGGUGCCAAGCCACUCAAAGCAUUACGUUUCUACAUCCUUUAAGCGUAUUUUCCUGAAAGAAAUUUUUGAGCUGUCCAACUACAUUGACCGAAGCCAGUUGACUGCUGCUUUGGGAGGCUACCUAAUUUACUGUCACCACAGCUGGGUGAUGUUCAUCAAGGAGAUUGAUGCCUUUGUCCAGGACUUCCUUUCCGUUGUGCACAGGCUGCCCUCCUGUAUUGCCACCCUGCAGACAUUAUCCAAGCAGCCUGUCCCUAGCGACUUUGAGGAGCUGAAAGAGUUCUGUUCUGUAAAUGAGGCCAGGUUCCUGCAGCUGAGAAGGGAGCUGGGCCUGGAUGACCUCCUGAGGCAUUGUGAACAUGUGGUUGAGAAGCUGCGCUACCCAGAGAAUGAGCCCUGCUACCAGGCUAUGGCUGGCACAGCCCUCUUCGCGCACACAGCCUAUGACAUGCUGCAGAACUACAGCCGGAUAACUGUUGCUGUAGAGAAAGUGGAGUUGCUGUGGCAACAGGCCUUCUCCAGGGCUCACCUCCAGCUGAAGGUCCUCCAGCUCAAGAAGGAAGCGCAGCAGAUUACUGAACAUAUCAACAAUACAGGAAAGGAGAAACUCCAGCCUUACAGGAUAGAGAUUGCUAAAGAUGCCAGGAGAGCUGAAAGUCUGAAACUGAAGUUUGAAAAGUCAAUUUACACACCAGCAAUGGCCCUUGUUCGCCGUGCGGAGGACGUGAUCCACACCUUUGAGGAGACCGUCUUGCCUGGGGACACCCAGGUCAGGGAAGAGUGGGUGGACGAUUUGGAGCGUCUAAAGGAAAAUUUCCGCUCGUCUGUCGAGCUCCCGCACCAGACCCUCAGAGCAGUCUCAGACUUCUACUAUUACUACAACAAUUCUAAAAGCUGGUACAACAUGGUGCUGUGUGAAAACUUCCUCCAAGAUCUUCUGUGGAGUAGAACCAGUGAUGGCCUCUCCAAACAGCCCUUCUCCCAGGAUGUGAAGGCCAUAGUCAUUCCUGUGUGGAAGCAGGCACUUUAUGAAUUCCUGAAGAGGUGUCCCUCUCCUGAAAUGGAGGAUCUGGUCCAGCUUGCCCACCUUGCCAAUAUCAUCCCAGACAGCCAGCUACGAAAGUCAGGAAAGCAGCUGUCUCACCGGUGCAUGAUCCUGAGAAAGUUGCUGACCUCGCCUGGGGCUGUACCUCUUAAUGACCUCCAACUGGCCCUGCAGUGGCAGUAUGAGUUUCUGAAGGGAAAUCAGCGGGAUGUGGUGUGUCCCGAUCCACUGGGGCCAGGAGGGCCUGACAAGAAGCAGAAAUGUACGGAAAGCGCAAGUGGUCUUCCCAGAGAUGACCAGUGCUCUGGGUAUAUGUCUGAUAGACAUAGCAGGCAAAGCCCUGGGACUCUCAGCAACCUGACCAAGUGGGACUCUGGCAAGGAGACUGUACCUAGUCCGGUUCAGGGGCCUGCACCACUAUCCGGAAAGCCACCAUCACUGAGCUCCUUUGACUCUGGGUUUGACGGUGCAGGAAGCAGCCAUUUAGAUGCUGGAGCUGGAAGGGAAGGCUGGGAGGGAUUUUCCAGGCUACACGGCACCCGAGAGACAUUCAGACCUAUAGUCAGGCAGCCUCAGAUUCAUGAGGAGAACAUCUCCAGUGUGUCUGACUCUGAGGACUGCAGGGAGGAGUUUGAGUUCAGUGCUGUGGGGGGUGGGAGCAGCUCAAAAGCAAGCAUCCAGAUUGUCCCAAAGAUGACCAUGGGCUCACUCAAUUUUGAAAUAAAGGUGAAGCGUUGUGCUACAUUGCCUAAAAACCCAUGGCUCAGCUUGCCUGUAGAGGACCUGGAGAACUCUUACACAGUCACCAUAUCACCAAACCCACAGUCUCCACAAGAUUCUGUUAGAAGUCCAGACCCAUCAGAGAGGGGAUCUGGGCCCCCAUCACGGGACCAGCCCACACAGACAGAUGUGCAACAUGGUACCCAGGGGUAUUCAGAAGGGGAGGAGUUGACACAUGUUGGGAAGAUGGAGAUUGGGGCAGGGGAAAGGGCUGGCAUUCUACAGGCACAGGAUAGCUUUGAGGAAUCGGACCUAAGCCCCAUACGCAAUGUCCUGUCCAGCACCAUAUCCGAUGCCCGGGACAAACAGGAAACCACAGUGGACAGUCUCCCCACUCUUCUCUGGGACACGUAUGAUUUCCAUAACAACAAACAAGAAGCAUCUGAAAGGUUGACUGAAAGGUCUCUUUCUGACUGGGACCUAAAAGAGCAGGCGGGUCUUCGAGAGGUUGAGGAAAUCCUUGACCGUGCAGCAGGAAUACUCCAGGAAGAGGAGAAUGCACUUGCACAGGAAGAAAUGUUAGAAGUUCUGAUGAAGGUGGAGAACGGCAGCAAACACUGGGGGUCGUGGGGCAGUGAGGAGCAGCUCAGUAUGGUGACAAUGUCCUGUAGUGAUUUACUGGAAGCAGGAAUUGUUGGCCUUGUGGACAGCCCUCCUACAACUAGUAUUGAUCAGGGCACUGAAUAUACCUCAACUGAGCCAGAGAUCAGUACCUCUGAUUUUAUCACUGCAAAUGACAGCAGUGUAGUUUUGGAGUCAGGAAUAUUGACCAGGGGAAGCAGUAGAUGCAAUGUACUUGAAGAGCUGAAAGGACUCCAUGUUCUAGAAGAGAAAAUAAUGGAAGAGAACUUGAAGAUCCGUGAGUUUAGACGAUGUGAGGAAGAGGAGCGACUUGCUGAACAGCAGUCUGAGCAAACCUGUACAAAAAUCACAAGUAAGGAGAGGCAGAUGUUUCUGAAGGAGCUUGAGAAGGAGAAAAGAGAGGUGGAGAAGAUGGAGAAGAGUCUAGAUACAGAGAGUGUGAAGGGAAGUAAAUUGAACAGGCUAAGCAGAGGUCGUAAAGUGGUGAAAUGUUCAAUCAUGGAGAGAACUUCAAAAUUGAAGAACCUUGAGGAUAAUGCACUGUGUGAUGAACUUGUUUCAGGUUGUAAAAGCCAAGCCCCCAACAAAAUGCACUUGAUCCCUAAUCAAAACUCUGUUUCAGUUCAAUCCUCUACUAAUGAGGUCUUAAUCUCAAGUAAUCAGGAUUAUGAGGGUAAACCAGAACUGUCUCAAGAUGGGAUUUUCAGAUCAAGCCAAAAUGCAGAGUCGUCGCUCAGUAAUUGUGAGAAUGGCGGUCCCUCCGCUUCUCAUGAUCCAUGUGAAAAAGUGGUUUCAUGUGGUUCCUCAGUUAACACUGAACAUGGUGCCCCCAGUGAUACAAGUUAUACCUCAGAAGAGGACAGAAAAGCCCUUCUGAAUGAUUUAACAGAGCCCAUAAAUGAUCAGAAAACGAGAAAUUGUCACCCAGGGGAGCCUGUACAAUUGGAGUGUGCAGUCGUAGAGAAUUCAGAAGGUGAAAUGCAAGUUGAUGGGGUGCAGAAUGCUCCCGAGGUUUCCUUGACAUCCACAACAUGUCCCGAUCAUGGAGCAUUUGACCCGGGUGGUGACAGGACAGAGGCUCCGGUGCCAAAACCUAGGAGGGCGUUGAAACUCUCAAAGGCUGAGAGGGGUGAAAUGGCGAACACAGAGGACCUUGUAUGUAGUGUAUCACUUGCUUCUGAACCCCAACAAGACGAUCCUGACUCAACACCACUCCUAAGGACAGAUGCACCUAGGACACCUCCAAAACCCAAAGAGCGGAAAAAUAAACUGUUAACUCAACCUCGAGCUCCAGUUGUGAGCCCAGAUGUAAAAGAGUACAGCAAUAAUAACAAUAACACUGCCACAGUUGCAGGCCACCAUUUGUCUAUUGCCCCUGAAAGCACUAACCUUGAGUCUACUGAGGGUUCCUACAGUUCAUCGGUGACAAAAGAAGUUCAUUUAGUGAAACCUGAAGUGCAGCUGGAUGGUAUCCUGACCUCUGAAGAGGAUGCUUUCAGUACAGACCCAGCCUUCAGGGAAAGGGAAUCAUCUCUGCGGGCCUCCUCUGAAGACACCAUGCUGGAAUCUGAUGGACCGUCAAACAGACCUGAUGUACAGAGUGCAGAUUAUACACCCAGGUGCCCAUCUCCGAACAGUGGAGCUGCAGCAAGGUCCGUCUGCAGGUCACCUCUCAAUGAGAGCCACCUCAGCAUCAACAUGAACCCGAUUAUGGACUUCAAAACCCCUAUCGUUCUGGACACUGGAUCAGGUUUGGUGAAGGCUGGUUUUGCUGAUCAGGAUCUCCCAACCACCAUAUUCCCCACAGUCAUUGGAGUACCCAAAUAUGAGGAGAUCAUGAAUGGGAACUUUGAACGAGAGUCUUACAUUGGACAUGAGGCACAGCAUAUGAGGGGAGUCCUUGCCCUGAAGUAUCCGAUGAAGAAUGGCAUCGUUCGCAACUGGGAUGAAAUGGAAAAGAUCUGGAACCACUCUUUCCAGCAGCUGUGCGUGGACCCUGAGGAUCACCCCAUCCUGCUAACGGAGGCAGCCAUGAACCCCCGGGAAAACAGGCAGCGCAUGGUGGAGCUCAUGUUCGAGGUCUUCCGCGUGCCCUACGCCUACGUGGCUAUGCAGGCUGUCCUGGCUCUCUAUGCUGCAGGGAGAACAACAGGUGUUGUGUUUGACUCUGGGGAUGGAGUAAGCCAUAGUGUGCCGGUGUUUGAGGGAUACUGUCUACCUCAUGCAGUGCAACGCUUUACCCUGGCGGGCAGUGAUGUCACACACCACCUCAGGAAGCUGCUGCAGGAGCAAGGUGUUUCCAUGCGAACGUCAGCAGAGCUGGAGAUAGUACGGGAAAUGAAGGAGAGGUGCUGCUGUGUGGCCCCGGACUAUGAAGCCGAGCUGGUCUGCGGGGGGCCUGCCAGCAGGGAGGUGUAUUACACCAUGCCUGAUGGACAGGUCAUUCGUCUCACCACGGAAAGGUUCAGGGCACCUGAGAUCCUGUUCAAGCCAGAACAGAUUGGACAAGACAGCUAUGGGAUGCAUGAGAGCAUUUUCAGAUCCAUUCUUCACACUGACAUAGACCUUCGAAAGAGUCUUUUAGGGAACAUUGUUUUAUCAGGUGGCAAUACUCUCCUCUCUGGUUUGCCCCAGCGUCUCCAGAGCGAGAUCCAGAAAAUGGUGCCCGCGCACCUUGGGGAGACCGUACGAGUGACUAGUCCCAAGGACCGUGAUUUUUCUGUCUGGCGUGGGGGGGCUGUGCUGGCCAGCCUCCCUUCCUUUGGCGUGGCAUGGAUCAGUGAAGAGGAGUACGAGGAGUUUGGCCCUCAGAUUAUCUUCAGGAAGUGCUUCUAAGCAGGGUAGAGCCUGCCGUACUGCUGCGAGUUCUCAAGUGCAAUACAGCUUUGUAAUGGUGCCAAGUUUGUCUGAGCUUUUAAAAAAGAUUUUAAUUGUUUAAAACCAGUUGUAUUGCAUUUUAAUUAACUGGUUCAGAUGAUGUAUGCCUCUUAUUCACCAGCAUAUGAAAGUCUAAUUAACUCACAGUAUUCUUUUCAUGUCUCAAUGCUGGCUUUACACCUUGAUAUUCUUUACUGUAUUUACAUUUCUUAAAAAUUAUUACACAGUACAAAAUUCUAAGCAACAGGGGCUUGGAAAUGGUUUCAAGGGGCUACAUUAUCCCUAUUGUUUUGAAAUGGUACCAAGUCAUUGGAUGUGUAGCGUAUGGUAAGGUGGGCAACUUUUUUUUUUUUUUUUUUUUUUUUUUUUCCCCUCCUCCUCCCUUUUCCCCCAUUUAAAUCAAGAUGUAGGCUAGUAAUGUGUAGGGCUGCAGAAAUUUAUUUCACUCAUUUUGGCAUUAAUAUACUAUUUAUAAAUGUCCAUUUGUGCUGACAAAUGAAGCCAACUAUUCAUUGUAUCCACAAAACAUCUGGAAACAUUACAAUUGUAUUAGGGAUGAAAGCAAUUAUAUAACCCACAUUCAUGUAUUGUAGUCUGAACUGAAGGUCCUGGGGUCUUGGGUUGUGUAUAUAUCAUAUCAGUUGUUUUAUUCAUUGAAUAUAUUUAAGGCUUGCUAAAAUUGGAAAGCUAAUUUAUCUUUAAAUGUGAUCUCUAACUUGGUGGCAGAAAGGUGUAUUUGGUCUUUCUGUCCUUGUGACAACUGAAUAUAUGUGAAAGGCUAUUUUACCCUCUCAGGUCCUAUCUUGAGGCAGAUUCCAAAUAAGUGCUUCAGUGCGUGAGACUGAAUAAUAAUAUAUUUUGUAUAUAUCCAUGAUGUAGGAUUUCCUGUCUUUGUAUUUGUCCCUCUUUCCCCUGGCUUAAAUGUCACAGGGUUUAUCGAUUACUGGCUUUACUGAGGUCCUCAGGGGCAUGUACUCAAUACUAUAAUUUAUCAGUUUUAUUUCCCCCAUUAGUGUCCAUAGAUUUAUCAGAUUUAUCUAGUUCACAUGUGGCUUGGUACCCUCUAUAUUACCAGCAAAGUAUUUGAGUGUGCAUGCAAUGUGAAAUGGUUUGAAUUCACCUGAACCAUGAAUGUAAUUUGUUCAGUGUGGAGUUACUUGAGUUGCGGGAUCAGUAUAUAUAGUAUUAAGAGUACAUCUAUAUGCCAUCUGAAAAGAAACAACAAUUUUAAAGGUCAUGCAUGGUGUCGACUCCUGUUGAUAAAUCAGUUAAAUGAGGCAUUCUGACAAAUCCCUGCACCAACCCCUUAAUGGUAUUGUAAAAGAGUAUUUUGUGGUAUACACUUUUCACACUUUGAAUAUUUGACUUUGAAUCACCAUUUUCUGCAUGUGUUUAUUUUUUUUAUUUUUUUUGAACAAUCAUGUUACAGUACUUAAAUGGGGUUGAUAUGUGACCCAAAAUCUCAGGUUGAAAUGCAGGUCAUUUGGCUGGAUAAAAAUUGUAAGCUCUGUGCAAGGACUUCUGUAUAUGGCUAUUAAGACGCAUGUUCUUUGUACCUAAAAAUCCUACUAUAGGCACAUGGUUGCAGUGGAUGCAAAUCAGUUUUGUCAUUCUGGAACAUUCCCAAGUUGAAUAUUUCAGUCCAAAGCACUUCUUGCUUAUGCUCAGUUUGUGUUAACCAAGUUAUGUCUUGUCUAACAUGUUUAUGUUUUUAUAAUAAAUUAUUUUAUAAUCAA